Triticum dicoccoides is the source of this 2056-nucleotide messenger RNA. Its product is annotated as protein ROOT HAIR DEFECTIVE 3-like. Gene Ontology annotation, biological process: endoplasmic reticulum membrane fusion. Lineage: Eukaryota; Viridiplantae; Streptophyta; Magnoliopsida; Poales; Poaceae. The transcript has 14 exons. Gene Ontology annotation, cellular component: endoplasmic reticulum. The record is from RefSeq and is a predicted model, not a curated record. Gene Ontology annotation, molecular function: GTPase activity. Bases 885 to 1889 code for a protein of 334 amino acids.
AGUUUAGGAGGUUGGUUUCAGCAAUCAAUUGGUCAUGCUGGACUUUCUGGAAAUUUUCCGGCUUCAGAUUUUUCUUUUAGUACAAAGGAAAUUUGGAGGCUCGUUAAGGAGGACAAAGACCUUGAUCUACCUUCUCAUAAAGUUAUGGUUGCUACAGUGCGCUGUGGGCAAAUCAGUAGUGAGAAAGUUGCUAGUUUUAGAGCUGACGAGGAAUGGAAACAUUGUAAGGAGGCUGUUCAGAAUGACUGUGUUCCAGGGUUUGGGAAAAAGAUCAACGGACUUCUUCAUCGAUGUUUAUCAGAGUAUGAUAAGGAGUCUAUUUAUUAUGAUGAAGGCAUCAGAACAUUGGCAAGACAACAGCUAGUCUCCGAAAUUUCGCAGCUUGUCCAUCCUGCGUACUUAUCUCUUAUGCGCCACUUGGUGAAUGGAACUUUAAAAGAAUUCAAGGAGUCCUUUCAUGAGGCCCAAAAAAACCAGGAAUUCCUUGUUGCCGCUUCUGAUUGUGCUCAAUCAUUCUUGCAUAAGUUCAGAAAAGGAUUCGAAGAUGCUACUAUUCAACAAAUGACAUGGGAUCCUGCAACUUUCGAGAAUAAUCUUAAGCAUGCAAUUGACGAUCAUGUGGAGUCAGUUCGUGUUUUGAAACGGAAAGUGGCAGAGCUUUGUGGCAGAUCUGAGGUUCUUCCGAACUUCCGAUUCAUCAUUUAGAUUCCGGAUCUUAAAUAUGCUCUUUUAGAUUUGGAUCUCGAUGAAGGUACAGUGAAAGAAUCGCUUUCAAGGCUGGAAAAACAUGGAAGGGUCGCUGUUGAAUUGAAGACAAAAGAAGAAGCUACAACUAUCUCGAUCCGCAUGAAAGACACAGAUUCAAGAUAUUAUUCAAUGCCGAUAUGUCAAUAGUACGGAAUCGAAAAGAAUAUAUACAAGCAAUUGCUGAUGAAUGUAUGAUGAUGCUUUGGAUAAUAUCGGAAAUUCGGUUAGAUGGAGACGGUGAUACCUUUGAAAACUUUCGUUCCCUACUUGAUGAAGGGCCUAGGGCCACAGAUAGGAGUUACCACUUUGAUCCACUGGCCUCCAUCUCACAUAAAAAGGUGCUGAUUCUAAAGGCGGGAACUUUAAUCUCCUCUGACAAGUGCAAGUUACUCUGGAGCCAAUUUAUGGUUCACGUUGAUUCCAUUGUCACCCUGGUCCUAGAUGUUGAGGGGAAACUUACAAGAACUCUAGGAGAACCAGUCAAGGAGUUUCUACGUUCAGCUCGAGAUAACACCUGGGCAACUAUUAAAAUGCUUCUUGUAACCGAGACAAUAGCUGCUGCUUCGUACCUUCAGUAUGGACUUUUAGAUUUGGUGCUCGAUGAAGGUGCAGUGAAAGAACUGCUUUCAAGGCUGAAAAAUCAUGGAAGGAACGUUGUUGAAUCAAAGGCAAAAGAAGAAGCUGCAACUAUCUCGAUGCGCAUGAAAGACAGGUUCACGAAAUUAUUCAAUACCUAUCUUUCAAGAGAACAGAAACGAAAAAUAGAUGUACAAGCAAUUGUCCAAUCUGCCCUCGAUGAAUGCAUGUUGAUGCUUUGGGUAAUAUCAGCAAUUCGGUUAGAUGGAGACGGUGAUACCAUUGAAAACUUUCGUUACCUACUUGAUGAUGGGCCACUGGCCUACAUCUCACGGGAAGAGGAGCUGAUUCUAAGGGCCGGAACAUUAAUCUCCCCUGACAAGUGCAAGUUAAUCUGGUACCUAUUCAUGGUUGAAGUUGAUCCUAUUGUCAAACCGGCCCUUGAUGCUCAGGAAGCAUAUAAGUGGAACAAACGAAUGUCUGGGAUUCAGAUUGCAUUGUUAGCUCUUAGAGUGGCUACCAGCACGCUGAUAUUCGUGACGACUGGAGUACCUGUAUUUUUUUGAUGGCACGGCAGAAUUGUUCGGCUCUAACGAACUCUUCAAUUUGUUUAGCCCCUAGGUUAUCAAUCUGUGCAACUGUCCAUUCGGAACAGUAAAACAAACUUUUUUUUCUCUCCGGAACUUAUUUAUGUAAUAAUGCCACGGGUAUCCCUAUACCUAAAGUGCAGAAA